UUCUUCUCCUCUCUCUCUCUCUCACACACAUCUAAACCUUCUUUGAUUUUCCGUGAUCCUUUCUUUCACAGGAUUGAUCAUUAAAGGGUGGUGAUUGCAAUGGCUAAACACGAUGUUGAGACAGCUGAGAGAGGUUCCUACUCUGCAAAGGACUACCAUGACCCUCCUCCAGCACCCUUGAUUGAUGCUGAGGAACUCACUCAGUGGUCCUUCUACAGGGCUUUGAUAGCUGAAUUCAUUGCCACACUGCUCUUUCUUUACAUCACAGUGCUCACUGUGAUUGGGUAUAAGAGUCAGAGUGAUGUCAAAGCUGGGGGUGAUGUUUGUGGUGGGGUUGGCAUUCUUGGCAUUGCUUGGGCCUUUGGUGGCAUGAUCUUCAUCCUUGUGUACUGCACCGCUGGAAUUUCAGGGGGUCACAUAAACCCAGCAGUGACAUUUGGACUCUUCUUGGCUCGCAAGGUGUCUUUGAUUAGAGCAAUCAUGUACAUGGUGGCUCAGUGCUUGGGGGCAAUUUGUGGAGUUGGGUUGGUUAAGGCCUUCCAAAAGGCUUACUACAACAGGUAUGGUGGUGGAGCCAAUGAGCUCAGUGAUGGGUACAGCACAGGUGUUGGAUUGGGUGCUGAGAUCAUUGGAACCUUUGUUUUGGUAUACACUGUAUUCUCUGCAACUGACCCCAAGAGGAAUGCUAGAGAUUCUCAUGUGCCGGUUUUGGCUCCACUUCCAAUUGGAUUUGCUGUAUUUAUGGUUCACUUGGCAACCAUCCCAGUCACUGGCACUGGCAUUAAUCCUGCUAGGAGUCUUGGAGCUGCUGUUAUCUACAACCAAGAUAAAGCCUGGGAUGACCAAUGGAUCUUUUGGGUAGGACCAUUUGUUGGGGCUGCCAUUGCAGCCUUCUACCACCAAUUCAUCUUGAGAGCAGGUGCAGCUAAGGCUUUGGGAUCAUUCAGGAGCAACCCCACUGUUUGAGUUCUUUUCCUCUUCAUGGCGUUAAUGGAAAGAAGAUAAUCAGCCAAAAAAAUGACUAAAUAUUGCAAGUAUAAUAAUGGGAAAUGCUUGUAUUGCAAGGUUUCUUUGAUCCUCUGUAUUACCUCUUCAAGUAUAUGAAAGUGGGGGAAUGGGUUGUGGGAGAUAGUGGACUCUAGUCUCAAGUUUCUUUCAAGAUUAGUAAAUACGCUUAGUAUUUUCAAGCACUUUCCUUUCUUUUCUUUCCGUCUGUCAUCUUCCUGCUCCAUAUAUUCAUGGACAAAUAUUAAAUAAUUUUUAAAAUAAUUUAAAUUUAAU
Abrus precatorius (Indian licorice) is the source of this 1281-nucleotide messenger RNA. Its product is annotated as aquaporin PIP2-4-like. Lineage: Eukaryota; Viridiplantae; Streptophyta; Magnoliopsida; Fabales; Fabaceae. Gene Ontology annotation, cellular component: plasma membrane. The transcript is spliced from 4 exons. Gene Ontology annotation, molecular function: water channel activity. The record is from RefSeq and is a predicted model, not a curated record. Gene Ontology annotation, biological process: transmembrane transport. The coding region runs from base 100 to 966 and encodes 288 amino acids.